AUGGCUUCCAGAUCAGAAGAGGAUCUCUGCUGUCCCGUCUGCCAUGAUGUCUUCAGAGAUCCUGUCAUUCUGUCAUGUAGCCACAGCUUCUGUAAAGACUGUUUGAAGAGGUGGUGGAAAGAAAAAGAAGUAAAAGAGUGUCCACUUUGUAAGAGAAGAUCUUCAAGGUCAGAACCACCUUGUAACCUGGCAUUAAAGAACCUGUGUGAGACCUUCUUACAGGAGAGAGAUCAGAGCUCUUCACCUGCUCUCUGCAGUCUGCACUCAGAGAAACUCAGACUCUUCUGUCUGGACCAUCAGCAGCCAGUGUGUGUGAUCUGCAGAGAUUCAGAAAAACACACCGACCACAGAUUCAGACCCAUCGAUGAAGCUGCACAACAACACAAGAAGCAGCUUCAGGAAACUCUGGAGCCCUUGAAGGAGAAGUUACAGAGUUUUGAACGUGUUAAAGUAGAGUUUGAACAAACAGCAGAACACAUUAAGGUCCAGGCCGGACUCACAGAGACGCAGAUCAAGGAGCAGUUUAAAAAGCUUCAUCGGUUUCUGGAGGAGGAAGAGGAGGCCAGGAUGGCUGCACUGAGGGAGGAAGAGGAGCAGAAGAGUCGGAUGAUGAAGGAGAAGAUUGAGUCUCUGAGCAGAGACAUAACGUCUCUUUCAGACACAAUCAGAACCACAGAGGACGAGCUGAGAGCUGAAGACGUCUCGUUCCUGCUCAACUACAAGGCUGCAGUGGAACGAGUCCAGCAGCGCCCCCUGCUGGAUGAUCCACAGCUGGCCUCAGGAGCUCUGAUAGACAAGGCCAAACAUCUGGGCAACCUGAGCUUCAACAUCUGGAACAAGAUGAAGGACGUGGUCUCCUACAGUCCUGUGGUUCUGGACCCAAACUCUGCUAAUCCAUGGCUCGUCCUGUCUGAAGAUCUGACCAGUUUGAGAGGAGGAGAGAAACAGAAGCUUCCUGACAAUCCAGAGAGGUUUGAUAAACACGCCACAGUCCUGGGAUCUGAGGGUUUUAACUCAGGGACUCACAGCUGGGACGUCCUGGUUGGAGACAGUACCUACUGGGCACUGGGUGUGUCAGCAGAGUCUGUCCAGAGGAAGGGAAAAGAUCUGUCUGGAUACUGGAGAAUAGGGUUCUAUGAAGGUAAAUACUCAGCAUUGUCACCAUCAGUAUCAUCUGUUCUCUCUGUGCAGAAGAUCCAGAGGAUCAGAGUGAAACUGGACUGGAACAGAGGAGAACUGUCGUUCUCUGAUCCUGAUACUAACAAACACAUUCACACCUUCAUACACACUUUCACUCAGAAGAUGUUUCCAUUCUUUAGCAUUACAGAUCCCUUGAAGCUGUUACCUGUGAAAGUCUCUGUGACGCUGGAUCAGAGCCGUUAGAGAUAAAGAUUUUAUUCAUCAUGUUUAUUUCU
Molecule: messenger RNA, 1415 nt
Organism: Limanda limanda (common dab)
Lineage: Eukaryota; Metazoa; Chordata; Actinopteri; Pleuronectiformes; Pleuronectidae
Product: E3 ubiquitin-protein ligase TRIM35-like
Exons: 1
Coding region: 1-1383 (460 amino acids)
Molecular function (GO): zinc ion binding; protein binding
Source: RefSeq, a predicted model, not a curated record